Messenger RNA from Cajanus cajan (pigeon pea), 1226 nucleotides. RefSeq names its product putative WRKY transcription factor 11. The record is from RefSeq and is a predicted model, not a curated record. Lineage: Eukaryota; Viridiplantae; Streptophyta; Magnoliopsida; Fabales; Fabaceae. Gene Ontology annotation, molecular function: sequence-specific DNA binding; DNA-binding transcription factor activity. Gene Ontology annotation, biological process: regulation of DNA-templated transcription.
UCUCAAAUCUGAACCCUUGAUCCACGAAACUUGUUUGACUUUCCAACCCCUUUCUCUCUCUUUUAUAACAAACCCCCCCUCUCACCAAACCCAUAACAUAAUCCCAAACCCAAACCUCUUUCCCUUCUCCCAUGGAGGAACACAUAGCAAUACAAGAAGCAGCUUCCGCUGGGUUCAAGAGCAUGGACCAUCUCAUUCCACUCCUUAACCCUUCUCCUUCUCUCAACAACCUCCACUGCUCCCAAAUCACCCACUUCACUGUCUCCAACUUCAAACAGCUCAUCAACCUCCUCAACCGCACCGGCCACGCCCGCUUCCGCCGCGCUCCACCCCAGCCCCAGCCCCAGCCCCAGCCCUUUACUCUAGAUUUCGUUAAGCCCACCAUUCUGAACUCUAAGCCCAGCAACAAAGACCAAACUCUAACUCUCUCCAACACCAACACCAACACCGCCACCACCACCUCCUCCCUCACCAACGACGCCAGCGUCUCCGACGGCAAGAUCGGCCCUUUCCUCCUCCCUCCCAAACCCCCUCUCGCCUCCUCCCACCGCAAAAAGUGCCGCGACGCCGCCCUCUCCGCCAAACACUCCUGCCACUGCUCCGGCAAAAGGAAAUCACGCGUGAAACGCACCAUCCGCGUCCCGGCGAUAAGCUCGAAGAUCGCCGAUAUCCCACCGGACGAAUACUCGUGGAGAAAGUACGGUCAGAAGCCCAUCAAGGGUUCACCCUACCCUCGUGGUUACUACAAGUGCAGCACCGUGAGAGGGUGUCCGGCGAGGAAGCACGUGGAGCGCGCGCAAGAUGACCCCAAGAUGCUGAUAGUGACGUACGAGGGAGAGCACCGUCACGCGCUGCCGUCAACCGCCGUAGCCGGCGUCGGUUUGGGCCUUCAAACAAGUUGAGUUAAGACGGCGUCGUUUGGGAAACUUGACGGGGGGACGUUAAGUGUGCCUCGUGCCGUGACGGUGACGGUGACGGUGACGGUAACGGCGGGUGCGAGGUUCGAGGGCGGAAAAGCGGAGAAUGGAAUCAUGAAGUCAACUUUUUGACGGAGUCGACUAAAGUUGACGAGGACUUUUGUGUAAAUUUAACCGAAAGACAAAUUAGUAGAAGUAGUUCAUACAGGUCUCGGAAUGAAAUAUAGUGAUCUGUUUUGUUUUAUGGAAAUUAUAUUUUGAAAGGGGCAUUUUAUUUAUUUAUUUGAUUUGAUUUGAUGUUAUGUUGGA